This is a messenger RNA of Ziziphus jujuba (common jujube), 1226 nucleotides long. RefSeq names its product protein FLUORESCENT IN BLUE LIGHT, chloroplastic. The transcript has 5 exons. Gene Ontology annotation, biological process: chlorophyll biosynthetic process. Gene Ontology annotation, molecular function: protein binding. NCBI's taxonomy places the organism in Eukaryota, Viridiplantae, Streptophyta, Magnoliopsida, Rosales, Rhamnaceae. Bases 56 to 955 code for a protein of 299 amino acids. The record is from RefSeq and is a predicted model, not a curated record.
UUGUGCGUUUUAAAAGUCCAAUAGAUAGACUAUCAGCUUUUUUUUAUCCGAAUUAAUGGCGGUGGUGGUCCGUUGCUCCUGCUUCCUUACUCAUUCCGUUGGUAACUCCCGGCGAAUUCCACCAUCCGAUCAAUUUUCCGUCAAAGCCUAUCUCCCUGGGAAGUUUACUACUCUUUCGUUUAAGGCGGAAAAGUUAAUAUCAUCAUUUGCACGAUGUUCUAAUGAAUCAUUUGAGAUACACCAUCUAUCAUCUAUCACAAAUUGUCAGGGAAAUAUACAGAUCAAUUUCCCAGCUAUGGCAUUUUGUAUCAGUAAUGCCUUGAUGUUCACUGUACCUUUUAAAGCUCUGGCAGAAACUUGUGAGGCUGAAAACUCUCUUUUCAACAUGCCUAUACUGCUAUCUGUAGCCCUUAUAGGUGCUACUGUUGGAGGAUUGCUUGCUCGGCAAAGGAGAGGAGAACUAGAACGACUGAAUGAACAGUUACGCCAAAUAAAUCAAGCUCUAAGAAGGCAAGCAAAGAUUGAGUCCUAUGCUCCUAGCUUGAGCUAUGCUCCUGUUGCUGGAAGAAUAUCAGAAAAUGAAGUCAUCGUUGAUCCUAGGAAGCAGGAGUUGAUUUCUCGUUUGAAGUCUGGGAAGAAUUUUUUGAGGAACCAAGAAUUAGAGAAAGCAUUCACAGAGUUCAAGACAGCUCUUGAGCUUGCUCAAGAUGUGAAGGAUCCCAUUGAGGAAAAGAAGGCUGCAAGAGGUUUAGGAGCUUCACUGCAAAGACAGGGUAAAUAUCGGGAAGCAAUUAAAUACCAUUCUAUGGUUUUGGCAAUCUCUGAACGGGAGAGGGAGGACUCAGGAAAUACAGAAGCUUAUGGAGCAAUAGCUGAUUGUUAUACCGAGCUUGGAGAUCUUGAGCGUGCAGGGAAAUUCUAUGACAACUAUAUUGCAAGGUUGGAAUCCGACUGAUCGGCUUGGUCAAAUUUAUUAUUCUUAUCUAGAGUAAUAUCAAGUCGAGAUUGAAUUAGAGGGUGUCAAUGGCUAAAUGCCAAUCAGUAAUCUGCGGAGCUUCUCAAUUUUGCUUUCAUUUCAAAUUAUGAGUAUUUAACAUUUUGUUGUAAACAAGUGUAACCUCUAGGACAUCGUACUUGUUGCUUAAUUAUGUUGGAAAAAAAAGCUAUGAAUUCUGCAAGUGUACGAAUAGGGUUGAGCUGUAAUUAUUCCUCUAUUUUUCUAGUUA